AGCACACAUCAGCUUGGCUACAUUGACGUCUUCGCUGCUAUUCAACCGACAGAUUCGAGACCAAAAAGCAUCAUCCCACCAAGCUCUACGUCAGGCUAUCGAUAGGGCGACCGCAGCUUCAGACCGCAACAUUCCUCGCCUUACGGCGCAUUCCUCCCUCCACCCCUCAAGACACCAAUUGCACACACGCCCGAGAAUGCGGAAUGCUCUCGCGACCCUCGUGCUCCUCCCCGCAAUUGCGCUCGCCGCGCCCGACCUGCUGCUAGCCGACUUCGAGCCCGCCGCGCUCCAAGAAUCGCUGCCCGCCCAACAGUCCAACGAGACGCUCCUCGAAGACGGCAGCCUCGAGCUGCUCAAACGACAAACAGGCUGCGCAUCCGGCUACGCGGCCUGCAACAACCUCAACGAGCCGGGCCUCUGCUGCCGCACAUCGCAAGUCUGCUCCGCCGACGCCGCGGGGCACGUAGCCUGCUGCCCGCUGGGCUCAGCCUGCACCGGCACCAUCGAGCCCGUGCAGCAGCAAACCGCGCCGGUAAGCGUCACGUCAACGACAACAACAUCGCCCUUCGUCAUCGCCUCCACAACCACCGGCGCGCCCACGGCCUCCACGGACAACCCCUUCGUCCAGCAAACAGGAUCCGCGGCCUCGUACAUCCACUCCACGGUAUCCAACUCUUUCUUCCCGUUCCCCUACAUACCGACUACUUACACCAAUGCAGCCGCCUGCUCUUCGGCUUAUACGAGCUGCCAGUCGGAUGCUGCGAGCUGCACGGCUGCUCUAGCGAACGGCCAGCAGGGCGUUACCAUCUCCGCGCCAAAUGGCGGCGCCACCAUCACGGCGAUUGCGAGUCUGGGCCAGCAGAGCGCGGCGAGCAUCUGCUCGAGCUUGAGUCAACAGGCGUGCUCGGGGCUGCAGGUGGAGGCUUGUCAGGCCUUCGGGGGCACGGGAGAGGCGAGGACUAUGUGCGGCGAUAUGUACAGGGUGGGUGCGGGGGUUGCGCUGGGUAUCGCUGGGCAGCUAUUAAGAUAA
Messenger RNA from Trematosphaeria pertusa, 1030 nucleotides. RefSeq lists its product as uncharacterized. The transcript has 2 exons. The record is from RefSeq and is a predicted model, not a curated record. Lineage: Eukaryota; Fungi; Ascomycota; Dothideomycetes; Pleosporales; Trematosphaeriaceae. Bases 197 to 1030 code for a protein of 277 amino acids.